AUGAAAAUCAGUGGGGUGACAAGUCUCCUCGCGUUGCUCGUCCUGGCGUUGGCAGGCCAUGCUUCCGGCGCCUGCUUUCCCGAAUCUGAGCGCCGUCCGCUGCGAGACGAUAUUGCGCCGAUCAAUCUCGCUGUCAACAACCGCGACUCGUCCCGCACAAGCUGGAGCAUUGCAAAAAUUCUGAUUGAGGAAAAGCUCGGUCUUCCAACCACCACGUCCGUCUAUGAGACGUACGAAGAAGCAUUCGAGUCCCUGUCGACAGGAACAACGGACUUGCUUUUGGAAGUGUACAGCGAUGACGUGCCAGAGCUGCUCCAGCACUAUGUCAACAACCUCCGGUCUGUCGUGAAUGCUGGACCUUCGGGCGUGGUUGCCGAAACGGGCUGGUUCAUCCCCGAAUACACCUGGGAAAUCAAUCCAAUCAUGGACAGCUACAUUGCCUUCUAG
Molecule: messenger RNA, 447 nt
Organism: Capsaspora owczarzaki ATCC 30864
Lineage: Eukaryota; Filasterea; Ministeriida; Capsasporidae
Exons: 4
Coding region: 1-447 (148 amino acids)
Biological process (GO): transmembrane transport
Cellular component (GO): ATP-binding cassette (ABC) transporter complex
Molecular function (GO): transmembrane transporter activity
Source: RefSeq, a predicted model, not a curated record